UUCCGGGGCACCCAGCAUGGCGGAGCGUCGCCGCCCCGCUUCCGCAGCGACGGCGGCCGCCAGAUCCAGGCCCCGCGGGGCGGCCGGGCCUGCGCGGAGGGCGCAGGAGCUGAGCCGGCGGCGAGGCGCGAAGAACGGUGAGGAGAAGAGCGGCGCUGCGGCUGUCCGCCGCCCCUGGGAGCCGGGGCAGCCCACGGCGGCGGCCGUCCUGCUGGCGCGGUGCCUGGCGGCGGGCGUCGUGAGCCAGGAGACAUUGGAUUUAACCUGUAGAAAAGCCCCGUGCUUUGUGAAGUUCUCAGAGGUGGAAAAAAUGGCAAACAUUCAAGCUGAAAUCAAUGAGAAGAAACUGAAAACUGAAAUUCUGCAGUUGGAGAAGGAGACAGCAGAUAUUGCUCACCCUUUUUACUUAGGCAAAAAAUGCGAGAUUUUGCAAGACAUGAACAGACAUUUGGAAGCCGUACUGAAAGAGAAGAGGGCUCUUAGAAAGAGGUUGAUAAAGCCCAGAUGUCAAGAGAGCCUGCCUAUUGAGGCUACUUUCCACAAGUAUGUAGUAGAUUUGUUGACUGAGGCUGUGACUUUCAUUGAGAAGCUUGAAAGCCAUUUGCAGACCGCAAGAAGCAUCCCUCAGAUACCGAACAUUGUGAAGAAUAUGGACACUGCUUUGACAAAAACAGAGGUGCUUGUGAUGGAGUUGGAGGAGCUGGCAGAGCAAAUAUUGAAAUGGAGAGAACUGCAAAAAGAAGUAUAUUCUGAUAGCAUCUGCAAUACUGCUGAAUUGGACUUUGGCUUAUCUUUCACCUAACAAAUCAUUUUCCUCAAAUAGGAUGGCUAUUCAAAGAACUACCUUUUUACGGUCUUCUGUGAAAACUACAACAUAGUUGUGCUUUAAUCCAACAGGGACUUCAUAGGUAGUUAUAUUUCUGUUCUGAUGUAACAGUUCUCCAACUAUUUAAAAAAAAGAAAAAAAAAAAAGGACAACGAGCAGUAGCUCAUAGGAAGACAGACUACUGAGAAGACUGGUAAGGAGUUCCUUUUUGAAAUAAUUGGACAGGAUUCCUUUGGAGCCUGUAUCUUCAAUGCAAAUUUGUUUUGAUAUUUCUUAUGCACUUGCUAUAGUGUCUCUAUUAAUUUUUAUAAGCAUCUUGAUAAUACACUGUCUUUUGUAUGUCACUAUAAAACUUCAAUAAAAGCACUAGAUUUCAAGAGCA
Messenger RNA from Gymnogyps californianus (California condor), 1208 nucleotides. RefSeq names its product HAUS augmin like complex subunit 2 (gene HAUS2). Gene Ontology annotation, cellular component: HAUS complex; centrosome; mitotic spindle microtubule. Lineage: Eukaryota; Metazoa; Chordata; Aves; Accipitriformes; Cathartidae. The record is from RefSeq and is a predicted model, not a curated record. The coding region runs from base 17 to 802 and encodes 261 amino acids. Gene Ontology annotation, biological process: centrosome cycle; spindle assembly; microtubule nucleation. The transcript has 6 exons.